AUGCUCAAAGCGCUUUACAUUUUAGGAGGAAACUCAGCGUGUGAACUACCAAUGGGUGAGCCAGGACCAUCUGGGGUGCAGGGCCUAACAGGCAAGAUGGGAGAUGAUGGUCCCCCUGGUUUCAACGGCAUCCCAGGACCCACCGGACCACCGGGAUCUCCUGGUGUGGAGGGCAGUCGUGGACGUCAGGGUCUGGAGGGAGAUAAAGGUGAUGAUGGAGCGAUCGGUCCUCAAGGAGAUCAGGGUCCUGUUGGAGCAAAGGGAGACACUGGUACUCCUGGGGAAGACGGCAUGGAUGGACUCCCUGGAGUGGAUGGAGCUAAAGGAGAGGCUGGCGUUCCCGGGACUGUUGGAGUCAGGGGUAUCGUCGGAAUUCCAGGGUUACCAGGAAAACAGGGGCUAGUUGGAGCUGGAGGUGCCAAGGGUGAUACAGGAGAUGACGGACCAGUAGGACCAAUCGGAGUUCCUGGGAAGACAGGGGCAACUGGACCAGCAGGAGAAGAUGGACAACCAGGAGACAAGGGAGCUUCUGGUGAGACAGGAAAGCAGGGACCAGUGGGGGUCACAGGUGAUACAGGCAUCCAGGGUGACAAAGGGGACAAAGGUGACACUGGUGAAAAAGGACUGAAAGGUCACACUGGAUAUAAGGGAGACCAGGGUCCUAUUGGUCCCGUUGGCCCAAAGGGAAGUGAAGGGGAUCCAGGUCUUAUAGGUGAUUCUGGAGUCAAGGGAGACCAGGGUCCUCCUGGUGUUCCUGGAAUCAAAGGAGAGGUUGGUGAGAAGGGCAUGAAGGGAUAUACCGGGGAAGAUGGUAGACCAGGGCAGCCAGGUCAUGAAGGUUUGACCGGUCCCCAGGGAACCAAUGGACUGGAGGGAGAGAGGGGGUUAACUGGAUCACCUGGGCCUAGGGGCCUACCUGGUCCUAAAGUGAAUGAUAUCAAACUUCGCGAACUAUGCUCAGCAAUUGUUGAAGAACACUUGGCAGAGUUUAAGAAGGAGGUACUGAAGAAACCAGCAGCGAUCGGGGCCCCUGGAAUGGCAGGACUGCCGGGCCCUCCAGGUCCCCCUGGCCCAGCAGGGACUGUAGGAGAUGCAGGCCCCAGAGGACUGAUGGGAAUGAAGGGACCACAUGGAUACUUUGGGUUACCAGGUACACCUGGAAAACAAGGUGACACUGGUGUAAAGGGGGAUACUGGACAUAAGGGAGAAAAGGGAGUGGGAACCCCAGGAAGUCCAGGCGAACCAGGCCCACAAGGUGUGGCUGGCAGCCCUGGCAUUGGGAAGGACGGUAAAGAUGGACCUCCCGGUAAAGACGGUGUUAAUGGUAGCCCAGGUGCCUCUGGUCCCAGGGGAGCUACAGGAGCCCCAGGCUAUUGUGACCCCUCAGACUGUAUAGGCAGGCCCCCACCUCUCUACAUGAUGAAUGGGGGGAAGAAAUCCUCCAGCUACAGGAAGGGGCCGUGAGGAACACAAACAGGAGCUCAGAACACAUUCCAGGAACACAUUCUAUAACUAGCAGCAGCAAGAGAGACAUGAGGUACCCAGUUCAGGAGGGGUAAUACAUGGGAGUCUUUACAUCUCCAUCAUCGCACCACAGAACCAAAGAAAAACACAACGGGAAACAGAGACAAGGCAAAUGUCAUUUGGAAUACUGUAUAGAUACUUUUCAAGCUUCAUCUUUUAGACUGAUGCAUCGUUUUUUUUGUAGAGAGAGCUUAUCUGAUGUUGUGCUUUCUAAGACAGCUGCUAUUGAUUUUAAGCUAGCCUUUCAGCUGACGAGUGGCCCAUCAUGGCCCAAGAGCUGCCCCAAAGACCAAUACAAAACUAGACAAACUUAUAAAAUGACCAUAUUGUUCAAUUCAAGCUGUUCAAUGUAUAUCCACAGCUUCAAGCUUUACUCUCUCACUCAACAGACAUACUGUAUGUUGGGCAGACAAACAGGGCACUAUGUUGGUUUUCAAGUAAUACAAAGGUAAAUACUGUGCCUUUUUCUUCUAUGCAUGUACUGUUUAAUUCCUUGUCAUAAAAAACGUCCUCUCCAGCACAAUGUACAGUACGAAGCUCAGCCUUUCACAAAUAACAAAACUGCAAACUUUGCUUUGGAAUCAUUCAUUUUCGAUGUUGAUCAAUAAACAAUGACAGAAGAAGUCUACUACCGUCACGAGCCAUAAACCGAUAUUGGUAGUUCAUGUUUUCAUUCAGUCAUUUGAUCAUAAUCUAUGUUAUACAGUAUAUGUUUUUCUCAGUUUUGUUUUCUAACAAUGUAAUAAACUGAUUAGU
Molecule: messenger RNA, 2280 nt
Organism: Oncorhynchus kisutch (coho salmon)
Lineage: Eukaryota; Metazoa; Chordata; Actinopteri; Salmoniformes; Salmonidae
Product: collagen alpha-3(IX) chain
Exons: 19
Coding region: 1-1464 (487 amino acids)
Cellular component (GO): extracellular matrix
Source: RefSeq, a predicted model, not a curated record